GACGUUGCCACAUCUAGUAUUACGUAAAAUACUUGAUUAAAUAAUGGAAGCAAUAAAAAGAACCAUAAAGAUGUGAAACAGUAUAAUUCCGAUUUUACAGAAGGCGGCUGUGUAAAUAUACAUAUACUCCAAUUGAGAUACCAAACAGAUUGAGACAUUCAAAAUCGUCAAGUGUGAGCUAGAGGGCGUCGCAUGAAAGUUUCAUGUAGCCCAACUGUUUACUCUACAGCCUUUCAGUUGUUCAAACAUUCUACGAUGCGGAUUACCGCGCGAUAACGUUUGAGAUUCUAAGAUUGAUUUUCAAUGAGAUGCUUUACUAGGAAGAUUUGCGGUAUAUGGAAUUUUAUAAGACCUAUUUUUGUGUCAUUUGUACAUUUAAGAAGUUUAGACGAGGAUAAACUUUUAUAUUGGAGACGAGCGAACGCGGCUGUUUGUGAACCAUUUACGACUUCCCAAGAAGGGUGCAAUAGAUGUGUUUGUGCGGCUGAUGGAGUCACUUAUUGUACCAGGAUGGCGUGUUUAAACAAACGGAAACCUGACCAAAGAUUUACGAAGAGUGAUGAAGAUGAUGAAGAGAAUGAAACUGCGGACUGAUUAAAUUAAUUUUAGUUAAAAGGCUUUUUAAAUACAUAGAAAGAAAGAAAUAUUUUUGUUCAAGUAAACUUAAGUUUAAGCAUUUUCGAAUAGUCAUUUUUUCAUGAUUCUAUUGCGUAUUCGGAACACAAUUUCAGCUUCAAUUUUUUUUAUCUAAAAGUAUAUGCUUACAGAUUGCUCUCAUAGAUAUUUUAUCAAUAUCGGUUUAGUAGUUUAAUUUUUAAAUUAAAAUAACUAGUUUUGAUUUAAUUAAAGUAAUUUUUUUAUAGAUCACAAUUUAAUUAAGAUCUUAUUGUUAAAUAAGAAAAUAACAAUAAAAAAAAAAAUAAACUAGACACCUCUCGAAACAGAAAAUUCUACACUACAUCAUUACUAUUCUUACUCGGAAGGGCCUCUUAACGAUUUAUCGGAAUAAAGCUGUGUACCGUUA
This is a messenger RNA of Galleria mellonella (greater wax moth), 1024 nucleotides long. RefSeq lists its product as uncharacterized. The record is from RefSeq and is a predicted model, not a curated record. Gene Ontology annotation, molecular function: peptidase inhibitor activity. NCBI's taxonomy places the organism in Eukaryota, Metazoa, Arthropoda, Insecta, Lepidoptera, Pyralidae. The transcript has 5 exons. Bases 304 to 594 code for a protein of 96 amino acids.